Messenger RNA from Salvelinus fontinalis (brook trout), 1261 nucleotides. RefSeq names its product keratin, type I cytoskeletal 13-like. Gene Ontology annotation, molecular function: structural molecule activity. The annotation marks the transcript as partial. The transcript is spliced from 6 exons. The record is from RefSeq and is a predicted model, not a curated record. NCBI's taxonomy places the organism in Eukaryota, Metazoa, Chordata, Actinopteri, Salmoniformes, Salmonidae.
CCACAUUCUCUCUCCUCAUCCCAGGCAGGCAGACUCCCUCUCAGCAGCCAUGUCCUUCUCCAGAUCUAGCAUGUCCUACAGCAGCAGCGGCGGUGGAGGCGGAGGGGGCACCAUGUCCAUGAGGUCUGGAGGUGGAGGUGGAAUGGGUAUGGGCUCCUCCUGCUUCUCCUCGAUGGGUGGUGGUGGCGGUGGAGGAUGCCGCAUCACUGCCAUGAGGGGCGGCAGUGUGUAUGGAGGUGCAGGAGGCUCUGGGGUGCGCAUCUCUAGCUCCUCGUUUGGUUCCGGUGGAGGAGGUGGUGGUUAUGGUUUCGGCAUUGGAGGGGUUGGCGGCGGCGGUGGCAGUUAUGGUUUUGGCAUGGGUGGGGGUGGGGGCGGCAUGGGAGGGGUUGGCGGCGGCGGUGGCAGUUAUGGUUUUGGCAUGGGGGGAGGUGGGGGCGGCAUUGGAGGGGUUGGCGGCGGCGGUGGCAGUUAUGGUUUUGGCAUGGGUGGGGGUGGGGGUGGUGGUGGCGGCGGUGGAGCCGACCUCCAUGUGUCGGCCAAUGAGAAGGCCACAAUGCAGAACCUGAACGACCGCCUGUCCACCUACUUGGAGAAGGUGCGCUCGCUGGAGGCAGCCAACGCCGAGCUGGAGCUGAAGAUCCGUCAGUUCGUUGAGAACAAGACGUCCCCCAGCGCUCGCGACUACUCUGGCUUCUACGCUACUAUUGCCGACCUGCAGGAAAAGAUCCAGGCUGCCAACUGCUUGAACGGAAGCAUCUAUCUGAACAUCGACAACGUAAAGCUCGCUGCAGACGACUUCAGAAACAAGUAUGAGAACGAGCUGGCAAUGCGUCAGUCAGUGGAGGCGGACAUCGCCGGGCUGAAGAGGAUGCUGGACGAGAUGACCAUGGCCAGAUCUGACCUGGAGAUGCAGAUUGAGGGGCAGAAGGAGGAGCUCAUCUAUCUCAAGAAGAACCAUGAGGAGGAGCUGCUUGCCAUGAGGACGCAGAUGACUGGACAGAUCAAUGUGGAGGUGGACGCAGCACCACAGGAGGACCUGACCAGGGUCAUGGCUGAGAUCCGGGAGCAGUACGAGUCUGUUAAUGCCAAGAACCAGCGCGACCUGGAGUCCUGGUUCCAGACCAAGACAUUGACGUUGAACCAGGAGGUGGCGUCCAGCACAGAGGUUCUCCAGACCUCAAAGUCAGAGAUUUCGGAUAUCCGUCGCACACUGCUGGGCCUGGAAGCCGAACUGCAGUCACAGCUCAGCAUGGAAGCCAGU